UGUUAUAACACAUUUCUUUCAGAAAUCAACACCACCACCAGCCACCGCUACAUGCUCCUAAAAAUGUCGUCCAGUUCCGGCACCGGCAGCGUAAAUUUGGCAUGUUUACUGUUCAUCUUUUUAUUGGUUUUAUCUGCAAAUGUUGCUUUCUCCGGCACCAUUGUCAAGUAUCUACCUGGAUUUGUUGGUGAACUUCCCUUCACACUGGAAACUGGAUAUGUGACUGUGGGGUCUUCAGAGAUGUUCUACUAUUUCAUAGAAUCAGAAGGCAACCCAAAAGAGGAUCCUCUUUUGCUUUGGUACAGUGGAGGCCCUGGUUGUUCUGCAUUCAACGGUCUAAUUUAUGAAAUAGGUCCACUAGAAUUCAACAUCUCAGAUUAUGAAGGGGGCCUACCAUCGUUGUCCUAUUACCCAUAUUCAUGGACAAAGACUGCCAGCAUAUUAUUUGUUGAUGCCCCAGUUGGCACUGGCUUUUCCUAUUCAACAACUGCUGAGGGUUGGGCUGUGUCAGACACUUCAACAGGAGUGCAAGUCUAUGAGUUCCUCAAGAAGUGGUUGAUUGAUCAUCCACAAUACCUCAAACUGGAAUUGUUUGUUGGCGCUGAUUCAUAUUCAGGCAUAUCAGCUACAUUGGCUAUUCAAAAUAUUUUAGAUGGCAAUGGCUAUGGACGAGAACCACACUUGAACCUGAAGGGUUACAUUCUUGGAUGCCCAAGAAUAGAUGGACAAAUUCAAGAGAAUUCAAAGAUAAUAUAUGCUCACAGGAUGGCACUUAUAUCUGAUGAACUUUAUAAGGCAACUAAAAAUGCUUGCAAUUCAGAUUACUAUGGUGUAACCUCAUCCGAUGCAGCAUGUUAUGAAAAUCUCCAACUAAUCAAGAAGUGCAUUAAGGAUAUAAACAAGAAUGAUAUUCUAGAGCCUAAGUGCACGUUUGCAUCUCCUGAUCCUGUCGAAGAAUCAACUCGAAGAUCACUCAGAGGAAAUUCUGCAGAUUUCAUCAAGUCCCCUGUUACAAUUCCUGAAAAAUGGUGCCAUAACUUCAAUUAUUCUUUAUCUUAUGUGUGGGCAAAUGAUCAAAGUGUGCAAGCUGCUCUUAAUGUCAGUCAGAAAACAGUAAGAGAUUGGAAGAGAUGCAACAAAUCAUUGGAUUACGAUUAUGAUGUCACCAGUGUGAUUGAUUAUCAUCUCAAUUUUACUACUAAGGGAUUGCAAGCUCUUAUAUAUAAUGGAGAUCAUGACUUCACAAUUCCAAACGUGGGCACCCAGCAAUGGAUAAAGGAACUAGACUUGACUAUUGUUAAUGACUGGCGACCAUGGCUUGUUGAUGGUCAAGUUGCAGGGUAUACAAUUAAGUAUUCUGAAAAUGGGUAUCGGUUGACGUAUGCAACUGUCAAGGGAGCAGGCCACUCACCUCAAGAAUACAAGCGUAGGGAAUGUUAUGACAUGUUUGAUAGGUUUAUUCAUUGGUAUCCUCUCUAGAUGAAGAUUUCUUUUAGCUUAAAUUUGAUAGAUGGAUUCUCCUUCAAUUUCCAUGGAUGAUCAAUUAUUAUUGUCAAUCAUUUCCCCUCAAAGUUAUAGUUUUGUAAUACUUGGAUGGUUUACGUAAUUGAGAUGCUAAGCUUUUUGAUGCUA
Molecule: messenger RNA, 1632 nt
Organism: Hevea brasiliensis (rubber tree)
Lineage: Eukaryota; Viridiplantae; Streptophyta; Magnoliopsida; Malpighiales; Euphorbiaceae
Product: serine carboxypeptidase-like 13
Exons: 14
Coding region: 52-1479 (475 amino acids)
Biological process (GO): proteolysis; secondary metabolic process
Molecular function (GO): serine-type carboxypeptidase activity; acyltransferase activity, transferring groups other than amino-acyl groups
Source: RefSeq, a predicted model, not a curated record